AUGGCUACUACACUUUGGAAGGGUCUGGUCCUGGGGCCUCUUCUGCCAAAACUUCUGCUGGUAUUUGCAGCUGGGAACCCUUUCAUCUCUCUGAAGGGCCCAGAGCAGAGGACAACCACUUCAAAUUCAGUGCCUUUUACCUGCACCGCUGGCCUUUUCAGCUCUCGAAACCUCAAUGUCAACUGGUUGAAGGACAAUAAUAAAUACCUAGCCCAAGCCCCACAACUGGAGUCCAUCAGUAAAGAUGUUUACUACGUCACAAGCAAGGCAUGGGUGUCAUUGGCCAAACAAGAUAUUUUUUCUCAGAUCACCUGUGAAGUCACCCAUGCGGACCUCGAUGAGCCCCUAAAAAUGACCAUGAAUCUUUCCCAAGUGCUCCUAGUUAUCCCCACACUGAAGAUCACCACGGAACCUCCGGAGAUCCAUGAUCAUGGGCAUCAAAGAGUGAACUUGACUUGCCAUAUAAACCACUUCUACCCCCAAGCCAUGCAACUUACCUGGAUUAAGAAUGGGCACAAGAUCCCGAUUCUUGAGGUCCCUCAGGCCACCAGAAACUCUGAUGGGACAUACUCUCUAAAGCACACCUUGCAGGAAGAUGUCAUGUCGGACGAGAGCACCCGAUUUAGCUGCUUGGCAACUCAGAAUGAGUACCCUUCACAGGGGAUCAGCAUUACCCUGGGAGCUCAGGCCCCCCAUAAGGGCAGAGGAAUGAGAGACUACUCCAAUCACCUUGAAGGCCCCCUGCAGCGGUCUUCAGCUGGAACAAGCAUCCAAUUGAAGUACUCAUCCUCUAAGUUACCAACGCAACACGUUACUGUGACCUGGCUCAAAAACAACCAUAGCCACCUCCAGACUCAGACCAAUGUCUUCACCAGUGGAAAUACCUACAGUGUGACUAGCAGUGUGCUUGUCCCACUGGAGAGUGAUGACAUACUAUCUUCAGUUCUCUGCCGGGUUGAGCACAAGUUUUCAGUGAUUUUCCAGAAGGUCAUCAACUUGGACCAGUACCUCAGUGUUCCUCCUUCAGUCAGACUGUUCCAGUCUUCAACUGCCACCAGUCCGGUGACUGUCACUUGCCUUGUGCAGAGAUUCUAUCCAGAGAAAGUAUAUCUCACCUGGCUGGCGGAUUGCCAUGUGCUCAAGAGAAUGGAGCAAACUAGACCUAAGAGGAAUGAGGAUGGGUCCUACACUCUGGAAGUCUCACAGUCGGUAAACACAUCACUGCAGAGGCCUGAUCAAGUAAUCACUUGCAAGGUAGAACAUGAAGCUCAGCCUCCUAUCCAGGCCAGCAUUAUACUGACAUCCUAUGUCACGGCCAAAACCAUUGGGAACCUAAGUUCAGAGAAAUAUGUCCACAUUUUUGUGGCUUUCCUCCUAUGCUUCAAGGGACUUCUGGAGCUCAAAUGCAGAGAAGAUGCAAGGAUCUGUUGA
Molecule: messenger RNA, 1431 nt
Organism: Cricetulus griseus (Chinese hamster)
Lineage: Eukaryota; Metazoa; Chordata; Mammalia; Rodentia; Cricetidae
Source: RefSeq, a predicted model, not a curated record